Fusarium oxysporum Fo47 is the source of this 4149-nucleotide messenger RNA. RefSeq names its product amidase signature domain-containing protein. Gene Ontology annotation, molecular function: RNA polymerase II cis-regulatory region sequence-specific DNA binding; DNA-binding transcription factor activity, RNA polymerase II-specific; zinc ion binding. Lineage: Eukaryota; Fungi; Ascomycota; Sordariomycetes; Hypocreales; Nectriaceae. Gene Ontology annotation, biological process: regulation of transcription by RNA polymerase II; DNA-templated transcription. Bases 1 to 4149 code for a protein of 1382 amino acids. The record is from RefSeq and is a predicted model, not a curated record. Gene Ontology annotation, cellular component: chromatin. The transcript is spliced from 7 exons.
AUGUCUGUUUUCUUCAAAGAGAUUCUACCUGGUAACCCUGUUCAAGCAGGCGACGUCGAGGCCCUACUCGACCCCAUCAAUCUCACCAUCCGCCCCGAAGAAUCAUCAGAAUACCAACUCCUCCUCGCAGCUGUUCAUGACUGCGCAGAACGUGUCUCCAAUCUCCCCGACUAUCAGCCCGUCCCGGAUAUCGAAAGAUUCCCCCGUCAAAACAUCCAUCUUCCCGAAGAACACGAGCAAAGCUAUGGUCAUGCCUGGGCGCAUCGUUUCAUCAUCGAAGGCGACAAGUCGUCGCGCUCUGCAUUGGCGGGGAAGUCGGUUUGUCUGAAAGACUGUAUCGCUGUAGCUGGUGUGCCGCAGUUCUUUGGAAGCGAUGCGUUUCCCGCUUGGACACCGUCAACUGAUGCCACUGUUGUCACGAGAGUCCUUGAAGCAGGGGCUGUGAUUACGGGAACAGCGACAUGUGAAAACUUCUGCAACUCGACAUCAUCUUUCACAAGCGCCCAAGGAACGAUCGAUAACCCGCGCAAAGAGGGAUAUUCCGCUGGUGGUAGUACCUCUGGAGGCGCAGCCCUUGUCACGGGCGGUCUGGCCGAUAUAGCAAUUGGUACAGAUCAAGGAGGCAGUAUCCGUGUACCAGCCUCGCUAUGCGGUUGCGUCGGGUUCAAGCCAACGCAUGGACUUGUCCCAUAUACAGGUAUCACGAGUGGCGAUCAGAUUGAUGAUCAUGCCGGACCCCUCGCCCGGACAGUUGACGAAGCUGCUGCUUGCUUGGACGUCAUUGCAGGAUACGACGGCAUUGACGACCGAUCACUUGGUGCACCAUCAGCAGGAUCUUUCGACUUCUUGGGCUCAUUGGCCGGUGUAUCCGUCAAGAACCUCCGAAUCGGCGUUCUGAAAGAAGGCUACGACAAUGAUCUGGUACAGCCAGGUGUAAAGCAAACCUUUUUCGACACAAUAAACCGACUCAAAUCUCUCGGUGCUACUGUCGAAGAGGUUUCGAUUCCCCUUCAUAAAGAAGGCCCUUCAAUAUGGACCAUCCAGCAACGCAUAUCCGGUUCGGCAGGCAUCCUGGGCCAAGCUAAUGGCCGCCGAGGUCUUUACCUGACAGAGUUCGAGCAAGCCCGUCUUCCAUGGACAUCUUCUGAAUUUGAGAAGCUCUUUCCUUCCACCAAGAACACUGUCAUCAACGGCAUCUAUCUCUCACGCAAUUUCCCCGGUCUCUAUGCAAAGACAGUCAACAUCGGUCGGCAAAUACGCGAUGCAUACGAAGCAAAGUUCAAAGAAUACGACGUCAUCAUCAUGCCAACAACACCCUUCGUCGCACCGCGUCACGGCUCACGAGAGUCUGUGCUCAAGUCAUUCGAGCCGAGCAUUGGGAUGACGAACAACACUGCCAUCUUCAACGUCACGGGUAAUCCCGCUCUGUCGCUCCCUGUUGGUUGGUCAAAGGCUGUUGAUGAUGAGAGUGUUUUGUUGCCAGUUGGAUUACAGAUCGUUGGUGGCCUCUGGCAAGAGAAAAAGGUUCUGAACGUUGCGAAAGCGCUAGAGAGUAGUUUUGACUGGGAGCAGGAGGGAAAGUCUACAGUUGAAGAGACGGAGGAUGUGCUGAACGAGACGCUACUCCAAGCCUGCCCCACCCACGACUCCAUGAUAAACGAUGCACUACCCCAUUCGCCCCCUCCGUCACGAUUCCUCUCCAACUCUUGGAGUCAUUGCUGCAGAAUGGGUGACAACAUUGGCACAUACGACACUCCAAACAAGCGACAAAGAGUGGGUUACAAUGGGGCUGGAGUCAAUCUACGCAUGUGUCCACAUUGCGGGCGCACCUUCAAACGAACGGAGCAUCUCGAGAGGCACGUCAGAACACAUACCAAAGAGAAGCCGUUUUUGUGCCAUUGCGGGGCGUCAUUUGCAAGACGCGACCUGCUCACGCGUCAUCAAAGGCUAGCCGAGCAUGAGGGCGACGUCCCAUCGCCUGAACCUGCCCAAGGUAAUGUGACUGUCGUACAACAAGGGAAUGAUAGCAUCGGUGAUCCAGACUUGGCUGCGGCUGUGUCACUCUCCGGCCUAAGUGUUGACCCAUGGUUCUGUGCAAGAACACAGCAGCCGAUGCAGCUUCCUGUUGCUGUUCCUCAGACAGUGAAUGAACAAGUGCAACAUCAACCGAGUGCAGACGAUGGUCAAUUCGUUCCCAACUUUCUGUCACCACAGAUGCUUGACAGCGGCGUCGACUUUGACACCCACUUUCGCGAGUUCACCAGUUUCCUCGACGGCGUUGGACUCUCGGCUGAGUGGAGCCCUUUCUUCGGCGACCCUGACAGGCAUGAGGAACCCAUCGAUCCCGGGCUUACGCAAGACGAUAAUGAAGAGACCUCUCCCCGGCAAGGAGCUCCAACCCGAGCUGGGACGCCUUUCAGCUCAUGGCUUCCUUCUGCACCUACGGGUAAUCGGAUAUCCAACUAUGUCUCUGACACCGACAUCACCGAAGAGCAAAGAUUGAAACUCAAAACAUCUAUCCUUGACCACUCGCAUCUCCUGGACCCAGCCUUUUGUGUCCCAUCGAGACACGCUCUCACGCGUUAUGUGACCUCUUUCUUCGGCGGCUUUCAUACCCAUAUGCCGUUCAUUCACAUACCGACAUGGCAGAUCAACGAUCACUCACCUGAGUUGAUCUUCGGCAUCGCCGCCAUCGGAGCGCAGUACUGUUUCGAGUCGAGAGCCUCAGAGAGAUUGUUCUUCGCUGGAAAGGCUCUACUGAUGGAGAGACUGAGAAGGGACGCAGACUCAUUUGGUGUGUCCUCAGUUCCUAUACCGCAUGCCGUACCACAUAAUGGUCGUCGGAGCGAUGCUGGCAACGAUGCAGCGGUCGAAACUAUCAGAGCUUUGAUCACCCUCAUGGGCUUCGCAACAUGGGAACCCAAAGCAUCAAUGGUCCAGGAGUCCUUCGCAUUGCAGGGCAUUCUCACUCAGGUCCUUCGAAACUCUGGCCUUGAGGACGUCGAUGAGCCCGCAUCGCCAACACCAUCAGAUCAACCAAGCGACGGCAACUCACUCUGGCACGAAUGGAAGACGUGGAUCAAGCAAGAGUCGAACAGGCGCUCAAAGCUCAUCGGCUUUUCCUUCCUUCAUACCCACAGUAUCGCUUACAACGUCUAUCCAACACUCCGUAGUAACGAGAUUGGUCUGCGACUACCAUGCUCUACAAAGGAGUGGAAAGCGCCAACUCCAGCCUUGUGGCGUAUUGCAACAAAAGAGAUCCAAGAGCCACAGUUGUUCUUCCGAGAAGCGUUGUCAUUGCUGCUUAAGAACAAGAAUGACACAGCGCCACUAUUGCCAAUUCCUACGCCACUAGGCAAUUAUGUCCUGCUCCAUGGCCUACUUCAGAGAAUACACAUCGUACGAGAUCUGAGCCUUCCGGUGACCAGCAGCUCGGCUGUCCUUCCGAGCGAAGAGGUUGAGAAACUCGAACGAGGUUUGCGCUCGUGGACUUCGUGCUGGCAACAAGCCCCAGAGUCAACCCUCGACCCGAACAACGAGAACGGACCGAUCCCUUUUACUUCCAGCUCCCUUCUGUCAUUAGCAUAUGUGCGCAUAUAUCUGCACUUGGGUCCAUACAGACAACUCGAGACACGGGAUCCGCAGCGUAUCGCCAAUGCCAUCGCAGGCAGCCCCGAUAUCGAGAGGAGUGACGGCGUGAUUGCCGCACUCCUCUACUCGGCUCACAUGAUUGGAAUCCCGGUCCGCUUGGGCGUUGACCGUGUUGCAAGAAGUCAAGCCUUCUUCUGGAGUGUGAGGCACUCGCUCUCUGGUCUGGACUGCGCUGUACUAUUGAGCAAAUGGCUGUCAAAACUUGGGGAAACACUUGCCGAGCACCCGCUGAGUGAUAUCUCAGAUAGCGAAGACAGGAUCUUGCACUGGGUCAGAUGCAUCGUCGAGGAGGCAUACACGGUCGUCGACUUUGAUCAAGGCGCUGACACGGAUAACCCAACUCUUCUGGACUUCCGAGAUCCAAGCAACCUAUGCCUGGCAGUUUUGAAGAUAUGGGCACAUUUCUUCAAGAGUAACACCCAAUGGCCUUUCAUCAACAUCAUAGGUGUUGGGUUGGAAAAGUAUCGGGAAAUACUUAUUCACAAGAACAUCGGCUGA